AUGAGGAUGUGUGACAGAGGAGUCCAGAUGUUGAUCACUACUGUGGGAGCCUUUGCAGCUUUUAGUUUAAUGACCAUUGCAGUGGGCACGGACUACUGGUUAUAUUCCAGAGGUGUGUGCAGGACUAAAUCUACAAGUGAUAAUGAAACCAGCAGGAAGAAUGAAGAAGUAAUGACCCAUUCCGGGCUGUGGAGGACCUGCUGCCUAGAAGGGGCUUUCCGAGGCGUGUGCAAGAAAAUUGAUCACUUCCCCGAAGAUGCUGACUACGAACAGGAUACAGCUGAGUAUCUCCUGCGGGCUGUGAGAGCCUCCAGCGUCUUCCCCAUCCUCAGCGUCACUCUGCUCUUCUUCGGCGGGCUCUGCGUGGCAGCCAGCGAGUUCCACCGCAGCAGACACAAUGUCAUCCUCAGCGCGGGCAUCUUUUUUGUCUCUGCAGGGCUAAGCAACAUCAUCGGCAUCAUAGUUUAUAUAUCAGCCAACGCUGGAGACCCUGGGCAGCGCGACUCCAAAAAGAGCUACUCCUACGGGUGGUCCUUUUACUUCGGAGCCUUCUCUUUCAUCAUCGCGGAAAUUGUGGGGGUUGUCGCCGUGCACAUCUAUAUAGAAAAGCAUCAGCAGUUACGUGCCAAAUCCCACUCGGAGCUCCUGAAGAAAUCUACCUUUGCUCGCCUUCCACCCUACAGGUAUAGAUUUCGGAGGCGGUCAAGUUCCCGCUCCACGGAACCCAGAUCCCGAGACCUGUCCCCCAUCAGCAAAGGCUUCCACACCAUCCCUUCCACUGACAUCUCAAUGUUCACCCUCUCCCGGGACCCCUCAAAGAUCACCAUGGGGACCCUCCUCAACUCUGACCGGGACCACGCUUUUCUACAGUUCCACAACUCCACGCCCAAAGAGUUCAAAGAGUCGCUGCAUAAUAACCCGGCCAACAGGCGCACCACGCCGGUCUGA
Messenger RNA from Rangifer tarandus platyrhynchus (Svalbard reindeer), 948 nucleotides. The record is from the annotation of a GenBank genome assembly. Lineage: Eukaryota; Metazoa; Chordata; Mammalia; Artiodactyla; Cervidae.